This is a messenger RNA of Brettanomyces nanus, 5754 nucleotides long. RefSeq lists its product as uncharacterized. The coding region runs from base 1 to 5754 and encodes 1917 amino acids. NCBI's taxonomy places the organism in Eukaryota, Fungi, Ascomycota, Pichiomycetes, Pichiales, Pichiaceae. The record is from RefSeq and is a predicted model, not a curated record. Gene Ontology annotation, biological process: retrograde transport, endosome to Golgi; Golgi to vacuole transport. Gene Ontology annotation, cellular component: GARP complex. Gene Ontology annotation, molecular function: syntaxin binding. The transcript has 2 exons.
AUGGAUGAUUCGUCAAUUUCACUUGGAAUCAACAAACUAUCAGAGGCAUCAGUGAGUCCCUUAGGACAGAACUCUGUUUACGAGUUAGUUGAGAACACCAAUUACAGACAUAGGGCAACGGCGACGGGAUUGCUCACGAUAGGGAGCUCUUCAGCAUCAGUUAAUGUGAAAGGACCAUCAAUUAAAGAUAUUCCAGCUACGUCACUCACUAAGAUCAAGAAAGUGAAAGAUCAACAGUUUGGGCCUUAUUUAAACACUAUCGCAGAUGCCUACAAGGAAUUUCAUUCACAUAAGACGUUAACUGAGUCAACUUUGGAAGCAUUUAUGACUCAACUUAGUAACGAAGAAAGAAAAAAGGAGAAGGCUAGGCGCAAGACGGCGAAUGCUAGCGUUAAUACAGAUUAUGGUCUUACAGAGGAGGAAGAGGCUCAAAUGGAUAGUAAUUCGUUGGAACAGGUAUCUUCAGUGUACUUUUCAGACGAUUUUCGCUUGGAUGAUCCCAGAGUGUUCAAUGAAGUUGUUGGAAAUGCUAUUAUUCUUGAGGAUACGGUCGAUUUCAACGAAGAUGGCCAGCAGAAACCGCUGAUAAACAACGAAGAAGUUCAAGAUAAGCUUUCUUCAUACUUAGAUAUUGUUGAAAUCCAUUUGAUUCAUGAGAUUUCGAAGUCUUCAGGCUCAUUUUUCAGUGCUUUGGGUGAUUUAAAGAAUAUUACAAAGCAGUCCGAUUCUUUGACAAAUCAGCUUCAUAAUGUGGAUUCAAAAUUGGAAUCCCUUGAUAAGGAUCGUGCCCAUGUUGCCAUUCAGAUGCUUAAACUGACCCAAAAGCGUAACAACGUUGAGAAACUUGAACAGGCGUUGCUUCAAAUCAGUACCAUUUUGCAGCAAGCUGAUCUGGCUGAAUCUUCCUAUUUCAAUGCUAACUAUGAGAAGGCGCUUCAACUGACGGAAGCUGUAUUUUCACUUAUCAAUGGCAAUAACCCAAAGAAUCAGAUCGUGGAUAAGAUAACUUGUCGAUGGCCAUAUCCUCUUUUUGAUCUGAGUGCGGUUCCUGCGUUGACCUCUUUGAAGAGGCUUUUGGGAAAUUUGACAACAGAUACAGGAAAGUCACUUGCACGUCUGUUUGGCGAUUUCCUGCUAGAGGAUUUGAGAAGCCACUACGAAAAUGCAUCUCGUGCUGAAGUAAUGGACAGAUUGGCAAGCAAUUUGUCGAAAAACAAUCGGCUUAAUCGAAAGUCUCUUCAACCUCCAGGAUAUCAGGUUGUUACAGACGAAUUCAAGCAGCAGAUUCACAAGUACAUAUCAGAAAUGAGUCGAUGUGGAGAGCUUGCUAGUGCUUACAAGUUGUACGAGGAACGUUUUCUUGCUGAAUUAAAGACUAUCAUCAAAUCGUUUCUUCCAACGGAUAUUUUGGAGAAUAUUGGCCAACCAGAAACCAGUAUUUCGGGACGUUCCGACGAGACAAGGAGUACUACUACUCAGCGGAGUGGUAUGGGAGGGCUCAGCAAAAAUGUUCGUGCCAUGACACCAAAAGAAUUUGAAGAUAUGCUUGUUGGAAUAUAUACCCAGCUUUCUGAGGGUUUCCGAAGGUUGAUUACACAAAAGAAGCUUCUGCUAGAGAUGGGAUUGGAUUGUUUAGCGGAAUACGACAGCCGAUAUAUGGAUGAACAGCCGGAUGUUAUUCUUCAGUUGGAUAUUACCAAUGCUAUUACUGCUGCCAUCAAUGUGACUCAACGUCGGAUGGCCAAGCUUAUCAACGUCAGGGAGGUUCAGAACUCUUGUGUGACGUUAGACUAUUUUUUACGACUGUAUUCUGUAAAUGUGAUGUUUCUUAUGGAAUGCGAGUUGAUUUCUGGAGGCCGAAUUGCCAGUCCAGUACUUCAGGACAUUAUCAACAUUCAGUUUCAAAAGUUCACAGUUCAGUAUCAUCGUGCAAGUCUGAAAAUUCUUAGUGGAAAGAUUGAGAAGGAGACGUGGCGUGAAUGCUUAUUGCCUUCCUCGUUACAAAAACUUACAAAUCAGAUUGCGGAGGCUGCCAAAGACGGAUUUGACGAGUCCGUUUGGAUGAAUCCCAUGAAUUUAGAAUUAAGACCAGCAAAACCACGAGAAGAAGCUGAAGAAGAGAACGAUGAUAAGAACAUCGAUCCUACCCAAAGAAAAACCCUUAUGAUUGGCGACAAAUCUUACAUAGUUCCAGAAAUUGUUUCCACUGUACUAAGGAUGGUACAAAGCUAUGAAAUCAUUAAAAUGCAGUUUCCCAAAGUGGAUAACGGUAACAUUAUUGAGCUUUUCAAACUUGCGAACCUAAAAAUUCAUCAGUCUGUGCUGGGAGCUCAGGCCACACGUACGGCAGGACUCAGGAACAUUACAUCAAAGCAUCUUGCGGUCACAUCGCAGCUUUUGGGAUUUUUAUCUGCUUUAAUUCCUUCAGUUAUAGCUGCUUUUGAUAGGCUAUCUAAGGUUGGAAGCUUUGUAGAGACGGAAUUCAAGAAAGUGCAACAGAUGUUCAGUGAUCAGCAGACGGAGAUCUUCGAAAAACUUGUAUCUAUUAUGGUCGAUAGAGUGCGUGCACAGAGUAGUGAGAUACGGUCUACAGACUGGAGUACACCCUUACCAAGACAGCAGGUUCAUCAUUACAUGGAGAGCUUAGUGUCGAAGACCUUGACCAUUGCUCGGAUUCUUCUGAGGUACCUUCCAGAGUCUCAGUAUACACUAAUUCUUUCAAAGAUUUUUGGACAAUACAAGCGAGUAUUAACAGAUAUAUACUCACAAGUGAAGCUUAAAGAUUCUGUGGAUAAGGCAGUAAUGAUGAGAGAUGUUGAUUAUUUUAGAGAGAAACUGGCAGACGUUGCGGGGUAUGGAAACUCAGGGCAGAUCAUAUGGGAAAACAUAAAUGCUCUGGAGACAGAAGAAGACUCACGGACUCAGCAACCACAGCAAGUUUCAUUACCCGAAGAAAAACCGUUACCAAAGAAACCAGAGGCAGCAAAACCUGAAGCAGCAACGCCUGAAGCAGCAAAUCCUGGAGCAGCAGAGCCUGAAUCAGCAAAACCAGAGGCAGAAAAAGCUGAAUCAGCAAAACCAGAAGCAGCAAUACCUGAAUCAGAAAAACCUGAAUCAGAAAAACCUGAAGCAGCAGAACCUGAGGCAGCGAAGGUCAUAGUGACACCUUCCAUUUCUGAUCAAAGAGACAGAGAGCCUGAGAAGCAGAUUGGAAAGUCUUCAGAUUCAGGGGAAAGGGUAGAAGGUGCGGACAAAGAAGAAAUGGAGAAGUCUGAUGGAGAGUGGAAAAGAGAUGCAAAAUGCGAGGCAAACACUGAAGAGGUAGACAAGCCUAUAGAAGAGAAGGAUGAAGAAGUGAAGAAGGGUGAUGCGGUGGAGAAGGUUGGAGAGAAUAUAGAGGAAAAAGAUAUUAAGGAAAAUGCUGAGGAGGUCGAAGAAGAGGCGACUACGGACGUUGAAGUUGAAAAAAAGGUUAACAAGGAGAAAAUUGAACCUAAAGAAAGUAAAUCUAUGAGUUUAGAGGGAACUACGACGAAGACAUCGCUGCAAGAUGUGAGUCCAAAAGACAUUGGAAGAGAAGAGCCAUACAAUUCUACGGAAAAGAGUGAGAACGGGGCAAAUACCCCUACAAAAGAAGUAGGGCUGAAGGCAUUGAAGGAGCCGGAAAAUGGCAAUGGAAAAGAAGAAGUUGACAAUUCGAAAAAAACCGAAUAUUUGGGAGCAGAAACAGGGGAGAAGAUAUAUGAAUCUGUUAGGGGGUCGUCUACAGAGAAAUCACAAGAACCAGCGAAAUCAGAUAAAACAGAGUCAACCGAGACGCAGAUAUUAAAGCCAGUAGAGACAGCAGCUAUGACGACAAAUACCUCUUCGAAUCAAAGAAAAACGAAAAAAGAUAGGCGAAGAAAGAAGCUUGAAGAAGGUGAGGGAAUAGGGUAUGUAAAGGCAUUAAAGCAAGCGAUUAUGGGACCAGACGAAAUGGCCCAGUUCAACUCGAUUAUAGUGCUUGCCAAGAUGAUGGAUUAUCUCCCUAAAUCAGACCACAUUUUUUCUUUAUUUGACUCUAAACUAUUUGCCUGUUUAUUAGAUGCCUCGUGUAGGCCGAGCGCGGCGAACGAGGCAAUAAGGGCCGUGCUACGGAUAUGUCUUAUAUUUCUCUGGGGAGUGUUACCCGAGACCAAGCCAUCAAACAUGUACGAUCCUUUACUUUGGAAUGUCUGCAACAACCAUUCAUUUUUUGAAAACCUCUCGUCCAAAUUGUCGGAACAGGAUCUCAGAUUGGCAUUAGCGUCUGUGGAUUUUGUCUCCCAGUUGCUUUAUAGAACAUAUGAUCUCAAGAACCCGGACAUUAUAUUGUCUGAGAUUAGAUGUUUGAUGGACUCUCACUUCUUUGAUAGCAUUUCAAUGCUACCUUAUGAGUUCAAGAGUCGAUUAGACUCGUUCUCCGCCUUACGCAAGUCUUCUAAGUUGAUCCUCAAGUAUCUCUCAACUGCUCCGUUGAGAAACGAUCCUUUCAGCGGUCUUGUCAACGAAUGCAUACUGGUGAUAGAUCGGAUAUUGAAUGAAUGUGGAUCUGGCCAGAAAUUUAAUGGCAGGAGAAAUAGUACGGAUUAUUCGAAAGUUGGAUUACUAGAAACUGUCGAUCCUCAGCAUUACAUUCAACAAAACUUCUCAUCAGCAGCUGUUAUCGAUCUUAUUUACGUGCUCAGAAAUCCUAACAUGACAUUCAAGAAGAAUUUCUCUGAACAUACGAUGUUUGCCACCGCAAAAACAUACUUUCCACUUCUUAAGUUUGCCGUGGGAAUUACUAACCUUUUAAAUCAUCUAGAUUCCUCUAGGUAUCCGAAUAUCGCAUAUGUUUUUACCUACUUCAACGAUGAGCUUUAUUAUAGCUUUAUGUCCAGUGCACUUAAGUUCUGGAUGGCCUCGAAAGCAGAGGAGAAUGAUUUUCGCAGAAUUAUGGCUCUUCUAGAAACAUUGGUCGAUUACUGUGACUCGUUGAUGAGAUCUGAUCCAUUCUAUACAGUUACAGAACAGGUGGUGGGCCUCAAAUAUUCAGAGAUUAAGAAAUAUCAUCUCGAACAGUUGAAACGUAACAAGGCCACUUCAUGGAGUACUGCUAUGGAAAGUUUCAACAGGACAAUCGGACAACAAGUUCUUGAUUUUGUCAAAACUCAGAGGUUCGUAGGCCUUUCUAAAGGUUCUUGGGUCUAUAUAAAUAACCCGUUGGAUAAGGCUCCUGUUUCUGGUAAGCCAGUCUACUACUUUUUGGUGCUUUCUUCUAAUAACAAGUCCCUUAUUUACAAGGAAUUCACUAGAAAGCAUUCACAUGCUCCUAACAUUGAUAAGGAUGGAAUUAUUGUCGACUUUAAGAAUGUCGUAAAGAUUGAUUCCAAGUCAAUGACUCAGCAGGUCCAGAUUCAAAAUUUGAUCAACAUCGCUUCGAGAUUAAAUGUCAGUCGCAUAGACAUAUGCACUAAGGACGAGAAGGUAUUUUCGUUUUACGUUGACUCUCUUGGCUUGCUAUAUGCUUGGUUAGAUGGUGUCAAGAUGCUACUUAACGAUAAUUCUGCUCUUUCUGAAGAUACUAUGUACCAGAUCGAUGCGUUGACUAAAAUUCGCACCAAUGUCCAAUUAAUUGACUUGGAAGAUUCUGAAGAAAAGGUUGAUAAUGAUUCUGUGCAUAGUCGCAAUGCUGAAACCAAGUAUGACGCUACUCAACUUGAAAUUCUUGCUUCUCAUUUUUACUAUGAGUGA